GCCCCGGCCAACUCCUCGCAACGUGCAUUGCGUGCAUGCUCAUACAAACCAAACCGAAGUACCUACACAACUUACCUGCGGGCUACUUUACGACACCUUCAGCACAACUGAAUUAUCUUUUCUCAGCAUACCUAUAUACCCGUGUUGGAAGCAUUGGAUUUGAAUCUACGAGCAACAAGAUAUAUUUUCUCAAAUAUAGCAUCCGCGGUAAUUCCCAAUCACUCAAGAUCAACGCUUGUUUCCUGCGAGUCCUGUCCUAGUCACAGUCAUUACUUACCACCUACCGCCGUACCCAUUCCCUGGCUCUCGUUUACUUUCGAAUUGCUCACUCGCAACUGUCACAUCACCAACUACUUUCGCCUCCUUACGGGAGCAAAUAGUUCGACCUGCCAAUAACGAACGGCGCCAAAAGAGUAACUCCUAGCCAGCGUCUCUUCAUCCCCACCAUACCAGUCCAAGCGGCCGCAGAUCACAGCUUAAAAUCUCACAGCCGUCCGACACAGAGUCAAUCACCAUGGAUGUACAGGAGCCUCUAACCGUGAUCGAUGCUGAAGACACUCAGCGAAUCGAGUCGAGCAGCGGCCCUGGCCAUGUUAGCAACGUCGAAAGCACUGCAAAGUUGUCUCUCGUCGGAGACCAAGUUGCCCUCAGCAGAGAAAGGGUGCAGAACUGGCAAUUGGCCACGAGGGUCUGGAAUCCCCUGCAGCUCGGAACGGGUGAACAGAGGGAGCAGGGACUUCAGGCUUUUCUUCAGACUUUCGAUCAUAUCAUGGCUGGGACGGAGCGGCAGGAAUCGGCGCAGGACGGUGACGGCGUUGGGCCUGGCGACCAUAUUGCAGAGAACACCCAGACCAGCGCACCUUAAUACGUCAGGCCGACAUCGCUCUUCAAGCAUUUGGUGGGGCAUGUAGCAAGCUGUUGGCACUUGUGGCUUGUGUGUGGCUUAUUGCUGUGUUCAGUGGCUCGCACGUCAAUCACGUGUUGUGGCCCUGGGGUCUUGGCUCGUGGUCAUAAUCGUGGCACUUAGGGAAGGAAACACGCUCGCGACGGUCGAUGAGGAGUUUUCGUCUGUUGAAUCUUAUUUAAUUUGCUUUCCUUGACUGUCCGCUGCUGUACAGAUCGCCAGGUGACGUUUAAUAAGACGUUCGCGAGUGUUGAUGAGUUGAUGAAUCCGAGGAAGCCCAAUGGCAAGGCUGAGCUAGCGUUUAUCAGUUGUCAGUUGCAGGAACAAACGCGCGACUUUUUGGUGUUCAUAAAAUAAAGUUUUGCCGUUCUGUUGACACCAAGAGCUCGUUCUUCUUUGAUAGAUGCGAGGGGCUCAUUAUUGAUGUCAACAUUGAUGAACGAUGACACAGUUUACUCUCGAGUA
Molecule: messenger RNA, 1369 nt
Organism: Pyricularia grisea
Lineage: Eukaryota; Fungi; Ascomycota; Sordariomycetes; Magnaporthales; Pyriculariaceae
Exons: 2
Coding region: 515-865 (116 amino acids)
Source: RefSeq, a predicted model, not a curated record